GAAAACUCAAGCUCUCCUAGAAGAAGAGGCAACGAACGGAUUUGCCCUCAAAAGGAAACAUGCUAGUUCCUCAUCCUCUUGUAAGCUCCUCAAAGAAAAGAGACAUUGACACACAAGCUGAGAAAAUCAAGCAUGAUGGUGUUGCUUUGCCUGGUUUAGAUAUUUCUUUGACAACAAUCGUAAAAAGAGAGGCUGUAAAGUAUCACGAGAAGUUUAUUUUGAACCCUGAUGGUCUCUACAGCAAAACAAAGAAAAAUCAUGUCUGCUGACCUCCCUUCAAUUCUUGAUCUGACAGACAAGUCUUUUGGCUCACAAAGAUCAACCUUCACGGCAGAGCAAUGAGAUUAUAUCAACACCUA
Molecule: messenger RNA, 359 nt
Organism: Rhizopus microsporus ATCC 52813
Lineage: Eukaryota; Fungi; Mucoromycota; Mucoromycetes; Mucorales; Rhizopodaceae
Exons: 1
Coding region: 60-269 (69 amino acids)
Source: RefSeq, a predicted model, not a curated record